Messenger RNA from Cucumis sativus (cucumber), 879 nucleotides. RefSeq names its product membrane protein PM19L. Lineage: Eukaryota; Viridiplantae; Streptophyta; Magnoliopsida; Cucurbitales; Cucurbitaceae. The transcript is spliced from 4 exons. Bases 130 to 639 code for a protein of 169 amino acids. The record is from RefSeq and is a predicted model, not a curated record.
ACAACUUCUUGCUUACUAAAUAUAUAUAUGUAUGUGCCUUUAUACCCAUAUCUCUUCUGAGCUCAAGGCAAGGAAGCAACUUCAUCCUCUCUCAUUCUUUUUCACAGCUUCUCUAAGCUCCAACCAUCAAUGGCUACUCAGGCACAAUCUGCAGUUUCUGUCCUUUUAGUCCUUAACCUCGUACUUUACUUCAUCAUCACCGUCAUCGCUUCGUGGGCGGUAAAUCACGCAUUGGAGAAAUCUUUUGAAUCAGCAUCAACAUUGACAUUGCCAGCUCGGUUGUUUCCUAUAUACUUCCCGUUCGGAAACAUGGCGACGGGAUUCUUUGUUAUCUUCUCUUUGAUUGCUGGGGUUAUGGGAAUGGCAUCAUCAGCCACAGGAAUCACUAAUGUCACAAAAUGGGAUUCCUCAAAUAUUCACACAGCCUCUGUUUCCUCUCUUGCAACUUUUGCUGUUACUAUACUUGCUAUGGGAUUUGCAUGGAAAGAAAUUGAACUUGGUUGGACAGAUUCAAACUUGAGGACUUUGGAGGUAAUAACAAUCAUCACAAGUGCAACUCAGUUGUUAUGCACAGGUGCUGUUCAAAUUGGAGUUGAAGAGAUGGUUGUUGCUGAAAAGCAAGUUGGAGGAAGGGUUUGAAUCAAACCAAAAAUAUUUCAUUCAAAAGGAAAAAAAAGUCAUCUUGUAAUUUAAACACUUUUGAUUUCUUUUCUUUUUCAUUCUUUUUUCAAAAUUUCGUGUAUUAAUUUCGUGUGGAUUUGAUGUGGUGAAUGUCGUCUAUCGCACUUGAAUUUGUUCUCCUUUUCCAUUAUAAAUUUUAUGAGAUGUGAGCUUGAAAAUGCAACAAAUCAAUAAUACAUGCUUGAAGAUUCAUACGUU